GUUGUCUGCAAUGCAGACGUUGUUUUGGCUUGGUAACAGACGUGUGCGUUUCUAAAUUCUCGUUUACUUCUACAGAUUGACUGUUGAUUCAUGUUUUGUAAGCCUCUCGAUAUUAACUGGUAUUGAAUAUUGCCCAUCAUUCAAUUUUAUUACCGAAAAUGGCGAACUUUGUGGACUAUUCUUACUCGUCCUCGGACAGUGGUGAAUCUGAUUAUUCGGGCAAAUCUCAGUGUUUAGACUUCUCUUAUGCCAUGAUCAACAGUGAGUCAUUGUCUCAUAAUUUGGAAGCAAUCAUUUGUGAGAGUGGAUCUCACUUGAAAAGGGCAGACUACUAUGAAUCCAUGAUUUUGCAACACAACAGGCUGAACACCCUCCCAGAUUCUGUGGCCUUUUUCGUCAACAUUAAACUGUUGAAUUUAUCUGGGAACAACCUUACAUUCAUUCCAGAUUCAAUUCUAAUGUUGAAAAAUCUUACAUCUCUUAUUGCUAAAAAUAAUCGUUUAGAAGAUGAUGGCAUUCCCAAAAACCUUGGUAUCUGUAAAACCCUUAGAGAAGUCAACUUUAGUGGGAAUUGCUUAACUCGGUUUCCUGAACAGCUUCUUGAAUUAGAUGGUCUGAAAUUUCUUUAUGUGGGGGGAAACCAAAUUUCUGUGAUUCCCAACACAAUAGGACGUCUUCAAAGGUUGAAGGUCUUGUAUUUGGGUGGAAACUGUUUAACAGAGAUCCCAGCAGAAGUGGGUCAACUGGCAAGGUUGCAGGCCUUGGUUUUAUCUGAAAAUCAACUAGAGAACCUCCCCUCAACAAUUGUUCAGCUGAAGAAGCUUCGUACCUUGUUGUUGCACAAAAAUCAGUUGACCACUUUGCCACCUCAGAUUGUGGCUCUGAAAGAACUUAUGGAGUUGAGUCUGAGGGAUAACCCAUUGGUCGUUCGUUUCGUUCGUGACCUGACUUAUAACCCACCUACGUUACUGGAGCUAGCAGGGAGAGUUAUCAAAUCCAAUUGUGUUCCCUAUAAUACUUGGGAGAUUCCACAGCAUUUAGCUGCGUAUCUCGGAAGUGCACACCAAUGCGUCAAUCCGAAAUGUCAAGGAGUCUAUUUUGACAGUCGAGUUGAACAUGUCAAAUUUGUCGAUUUUUGUGGCAAGUACCGAAUUCCGCUGCUUCAGUAUCUGUGUUCACCCAACUGCACCAAAAAUCCCGUCUCCGUUGAAUGUUGUCCACUUGAUUCCGAUUCUGACAGCGGACGAUUGAAGAAAGUUUUACUGGGUUAAUAUUUUUUUACAAAUUGUUCUGCUUUGUGUACUUCAAAUGUCGGUGGUUUUGCCACAUUCAUACAUAAUUCUAAUUUCA
Messenger RNA from Daphnia pulicaria, 1350 nucleotides. RefSeq names its product leucine-rich repeat-containing protein 58-like. Gene Ontology annotation, molecular function: protein binding. The transcript is spliced from 5 exons. NCBI's taxonomy places the organism in Eukaryota, Metazoa, Arthropoda, Branchiopoda, Diplostraca, Daphniidae. The record is from RefSeq and is a predicted model, not a curated record. Bases 159 to 1271 code for a protein of 370 amino acids.